This is a messenger RNA of Lathyrus oleraceus (garden pea), 642 nucleotides long. RefSeq lists its product as uncharacterized. Bases 1 to 642 code for a protein of 213 amino acids. The record is from RefSeq and is a predicted model, not a curated record. Lineage: Eukaryota; Viridiplantae; Streptophyta; Magnoliopsida; Fabales; Fabaceae. The transcript has 4 exons.
AUGGAGAUGCUGAAGAAAAUACAGGUCAACAUUACAUUUUGUGAAGCUCUUGAACAAAUGCCUAUUUAUGCUAAAUUCAUUAAAGAUAUCUUAUCAGGAAAGCGAGCUAGCAUCAAUCUAAUGCCGAUGUCCAUAAUGAGGAAGUUGAAAUAUGGUGAGCCAAAAUCGACUCAUGUGACGCUAACAUUAGCAGAUAGAUCGAUCACAUACCCUUAUGGGAUUUUUGAAGAUGUUCUUGUGAGAGUUUAUGACUUAGUAUUCCCAACAGACUUUUUGAUUCUAGACAUGAUCAAGGAUUCUAAAACACCACUAAUCCUCAUAAGGCCAUUCUUGGACACAAGUAAAACUAUCAUUGAUGUAGUAAUGAGGGAUUUAAUAUUGAGGUUCAACAAUGAAAAUGUGGUCUUCAACGUGUUUGAAGAACUAAAGCACCAUAAAGAAGAAUCCCAAUGCUACGAGAUUGAGAGGACAAAAGGAAGAUCUAAUAGAUGGUGUGUUGAAAUAAAAGAUCUAGGUGAUUCAGACACUCUUACUAUGAAAAGAGAAAGGUUGACAACUUUUUCAGGAAGUGAAACUGAAUUAGAGAAGCAUGUUAAUAGAAAAGAAGAACUUUUGAUGCAGGAUGGAAGAAGAAUUAAGUGA